Molecule: messenger RNA, 1234 nt
Organism: Hyaloscypha bicolor E
Lineage: Eukaryota; Fungi; Ascomycota; Leotiomycetes; Helotiales; Hyaloscyphaceae
Exons: 4
Coding region: 102-845 (247 amino acids)
Biological process (GO): mitochondrial translational termination
Cellular component (GO): mitochondrial large ribosomal subunit
Molecular function (GO): translation release factor activity
Source: RefSeq, a predicted model, not a curated record
UGUUGUUGGAUCUCUACGCACGUCUUGCUUCUGUCCUUUUCACACAUAAGCAUCAUAGUCGAACGAAGCUAUUGAGGCGGCUCCGUAAUUUCAGUUUUGCCAUGCGUCACGUUCUAAAAGCUUGGUCCAAGUCACCUUCUCGAGGCCAGCUUACUUUGCUGCAAGACUGCAGAACGUACUCGUCACGUCCUACUAGUGAUAGUGAAGCUGCCGAUCUUGAUGCUGCCAGAGAAUGGUUCCGGAGAUUCAAUAAAUCGACAAUACCAGAGAAGAUCGCCAAGACAGAAUUCUCUAGGUCCAGUGGGGCUGGUGGUCAAGCAGUCAACAAAACUAGUUCAAAGGCCACCACGGUAUGGAAAUUAGAUGCCCUCUAUCCUCGCGUUCCAAAAGUUCUCCACCAAGGACUACAAGAUUCCAGGCACUAUGUGUCUUCCUCGAACUCUAUCAAGAUGCAAUGCGAUUCAUCCCGGAGCCAGUCCGACAACAGAGCAGAGAAUCAUCAAAAACUUUUUGACGAAAUUACAAGAAUAUACAAGCAACGAGUUCCAGGAAUCACUCCUCCAGAGCAACUGAAGAAGAUUGAACAACUAAGAAGCUCAAAAUGCCGUCUCUGGAGAAGCAAAGAGCCCGCCAGGCACUAUAUGCAACAAGGAGGAAAGAUUCCAAGAGGCGCGGAUCGAGCAAGGCUCGGAAGUAGUAAACUGUCCAUCGCCAACUUUGGUUUUCUUGUUGGGUGUCAAUUUGGGAAAGAAUCGGAAAAUACAGCUAGACUCCGGAUGAAGAAGUUGCACGGCGACAAGAAGCGCUCUAGGAGUGGUGGUGGCGGUGGCAGGAGGGUGGACUGAAAAGACUACCUGUACAUGUAUCAACUUGUAAAUAUGGGUCCUGAGUGAGUCAUUGAAGGCGUGGAAUAGAACGCUUCGAGAACGCAGAAACUGUCUCAUGUCAGGUACUCGGUGUCCCGGUUGGUGGAGGGUGGAUGGAAGCUCUGGGAAGGUCCUGACGAAAUUUGUGGGGAUGCGAGUCUGUUAUACAGCAUUUCAAAGUGAAGACCCGGGCCAAUAAAUGGCUGAAUCCUUUCAGCCACCAGCCUUGAGAUCUCAACUUGUGAUGAAGUGGUGGAUCGCUGCGAGUCCUUUUUCCAGCACUAUUUAUAACUCAUCAUUCCCCAGGAAUCCGUUGCUGCAGAGUCAUCUUCCGUAAAGAGAAUUGUAUCAUGAUGUAGACCUCAGCC